Quercus lobata is the source of this 2793-nucleotide messenger RNA. RefSeq lists its product as uncharacterized. The transcript has a single exon. NCBI's taxonomy places the organism in Eukaryota, Viridiplantae, Streptophyta, Magnoliopsida, Fagales, Fagaceae. The record is from RefSeq and is a predicted model, not a curated record. Bases 29 to 2425 code for a protein of 798 amino acids.
AACUUCAGAGGGAUUAGAAAACCAGGAUAUGAAAAUGGAUGCAGUUGUAGAGACCAAUGAGAAACGAUCCCCAGACACUCAUGUUUCUGAGGUUUUAACUUCAGAGGGAUUAGAAAACCAGGAUGUGAAAAUGGAUGCAGUUGUGAAAAUGGAUGCAGUUGUAGAGACCGAUGAGAAACAGUCCCCAGAUGCUCAUGUUAUGGAAGCUGGGGUUAGCGAGACUAUUGGAGAGGAGUCUAAUGCUUUCAAUCUUGUUGUAGAUUUGAAUCCGUAUAUGACAACGGAUGAGAAUGUCAAAUCAGGUGCCUCAAGGCCGGAAUUUCAUGUCUCUGAUCUAGUAUGGGGUAAAGUUAGGAGCCAUCCUUGGUGGCCUGGGCAGAUUUUUGAUCCUUCAGAUUCGUCAGACAAGGCAAAGAAGUAUUUUAGAAAAGAUGGUUAUCUGAUAGCGUAUUUUGGAGAUCAAACAUUCGCUUGGAAUGAAGAGGCACGGAUAAAGUCUUUUAGGGGGCAUUUCUCGCAAAUGGAGAAGCAGAGCAAUAAGGAAGAAUUCCACUAUGCUGUUGUCUGUGCUUUGGAAGAGAUUUCCAGACGCGUAGAGUUUGGGCUGGCCUGUUCCUGCACAUCAGAAGAAGUGUAUGCCAAACUCAGAACUCAGAUAAUAGCUAAUGCCGGAAUCAGGGAAGAAUCGAGUAGAAGAGUUGGUGGGGACUAUUCUUUGACUGCUGAUUCUUUUGAACCUGUUGAACUUGUUAAUUAUAUUAAAGAAUUAGCUCAAUCGCCACGUGGUGAAGCUAACAGACUUGAACUUGUAAUAGCACGGGCUCAAUUGUCAGCCUUCUAUCGUUGGAAGGGUUAUUCUCAGCUGCCUGAGUUCAAUAUGGUUGGUGCUCUGUUGGAGAGUGAUGCGGACAUUCUACCAAUUGGGGAGAAGAGAAAUCACAGUGAGUUGAAUGAGAAUGCUAUUCCGGAUAUUGACAAUGAGAAGCCGUUGGCUUCUGGAAAAGGAAAGUCGAAGAGUCAAUUAAGCUCUUCUGGUAAGCGAAAGCACAUCUCUGGGGAUAGUACGUCCCCCAGUAAAAAAAAGAAAAAAGAGAAGAGUUUGUCCCCCAGUAAAAAGGAGAAAAAAGAGAAGAGUUUGCCCCCCAGUAAAAAGGAGAGAAAAGAGAAGAGUUUGUCCCCCAGUAAAAAAGAGAGAGAAGAGAAGAGUUUGUCCCCCAGUAAAAAAGAGAAAAAAGAGAAGAGUUUGUCAGAUUUGCUCACUGAGAAGAGCUUGCGUACUUCAAAUGGUGAAAAUGGAUCAAAAAAGAAAGAUGUUGGUAAGUUGCUUUCAAAAUUGUCUGGAAAGAAACGCAAGGCAGUUGAUGGUACGUCUGAUGACUCUUCUGUGAAAGAUGAGAAGCAUCAUCUGUCAUCAGGGUCUGCUGAUAAGCCUGUACAGACCAGGCAAACUUUUAAAGUUGGAGAUAGCAUUCGUCGGGCUGCCAGCCAACUGAAUGGGUCAAGUCCAAUACUCAAGUAUGGUGAUGGAAUUUCUCAAGAUUCUGCGGACAAGAAUAAAAGCAAACAAAAUCCUAGCUUGGGGAGAUCCCACAUUAGUGAGCUCACAAAAAUUGAGGUUUCCUCUCCUGAAGAGAUGCUGUCACAGCUCUGCUUGGCUGCCAGACAUCCCAUGAAAGGAUACAACUUUUUAGUUUCUAUUGUUAGCUUUUUCUCAGGAUUCCGGAAUUCUGUUAGCCGGGAUGAUUCUAAUUUCAUGGAGCGUGAAUGGUGUUUGAAACGAGUCUUCGGUGGGAAAACUGGAAAAAGAUCAAGAAAGCGAGGAAUCAAUGAAAAAUCCAAGUUGGAGACGAGCGACUCUUACUGGACUGACAGGAUUAUCCAAAGCCUACCUGAAGAGCACUCGUCACUUGAGAAUCAGAAUGAAGCAAGAGAGAUUCUGCCUGAGACUCCAAGUGAAAAGGAUUGUUCUGCUAUUGAACCACUAGUAGCUUUUGAAAUGAGUCUGAAUAUGGAUUCUAAGCAACAAAGUUUUGGUGAAAAUCUUGGAUCAGAUGCAGUGAAGCCAGUGGCUCACUUGGAGGAGAGCUUUAGGCCGGAUCCCUCACCGACGGCUCUUAUUCUGAACUUUAUGGACAUGGAUGCUGUUCCUUCAGAAGCAAAUCUUAAUAAGAUAUUUAGCCGCUUUGGGUCAUUGAAUGAUUCAGAGACUGAAGUUAUAAAGAAGAGUAACCGAGCCAAGGUGGUUUUCAAGAGACGUGCUGAUGCAGAGACGGCUUUUAGCAGUGCUGGGAAAUUCAGCAUUUUCGGACCUUCACUUGUCAGUUAUCGACUCAAAUAUUUGUCCUCUACACCAAGUAAAGCUUCUCCCAGUACCAAAAAGCGAGGCAGAAAGGAUACAACAUCAGAGGAAGGCAAUGCGGUUUGAUGCUUUGAACUCUCUUAACUAGAUGUUGAUUCAGCGUUUAGGUAUUCAUCAUGAAUCAAGUAUGAAUGUACUGUUGGUUAACUGAAAUGCGGUUAGCAAGCAAAUAGGUGAGUAGUUGACUUGGAUAUGAUUGUGAAAAUGUGUAGGAAGCAGACUCAAUCAAAUGUAUCUAACCAGUUGGUUAUUUUUUAAUUGACUCUUAGAAAGUUCUACAUUUUCAGUAAUUGGGUUCUUUGCCUGAGAUUUUAUUAGGCCAUGAUGUUGGGGCCUGUCAAGGCUUUGGAGAUUCUGGGUUUCAUUGGUUGUUUAGAUUUUUCAGUAUACCUCAAUUUAAGGUUUUAUAAUAUAGUCUUGUCCAUCUUGUCUUA